Anarrhichthys ocellatus (wolf-eel) is the source of this 2190-nucleotide messenger RNA. RefSeq names its product sterol carrier protein 2a (gene scp2a). Gene Ontology annotation, molecular function: acyltransferase activity, transferring groups other than amino-acyl groups. The record is from RefSeq and is a predicted model, not a curated record. Bases 91 to 1710 code for a protein of 539 amino acids. Lineage: Eukaryota; Metazoa; Chordata; Actinopteri; Perciformes; Anarhichadidae. The transcript is spliced from 16 exons.
UUUAUAACCAGAGUCAGCGGUGCUGCUCUCUGCUCUCUGCUCCUCACAGACCUGCCUGUCUCAGUGUGGACCAGCUGAACAGAAACAACCAUGGCACCUGCAAAGAACAGGGUGUUUGUCGUCGGUGUGGGCAUGACCAAGUUUGAAAAGCCUGGAGCCCGAGGCGACUAUGAUUAUCCUGACAUGGCCAAGGAAGCAGGUCAAAAUGCUCUAGCAGAUGCAGGAGUCCCGUAUUCUGCCAUUGAACAAGCCUGUGUAGGAUAUGUCUAUGGGGACUCCACAUGUGGGCAGAGGGCCAUUUACCACAGCCUUGGCCUGACCGGGAUCCCCAUCAUCAACGUCAACAAUAACUGCUCCACAGGCUCCACUGCUCUCUUCAUGGCUCGCCAGCUGGUUAAGGGAGGUCUUGCCGACUGUGUGCUGGCCCUCGGCUUUGAGAAGAUGGAGAGGGGCUCUUUGUCCUCAAAGUUUAUGGACAGGACCAAUCCAAUGGACAAGCACAUGGAGGUGAUGAUCAACCGCUACGGGAUGGUGGCAGCUCCAGCAGCCGCACAGAUGUUCGGUAACGCUGGCAGGGAGCACAUGGAGAAAUAUGGCACAAAACCGGAACACUUUGCCAAAAUUGCCUGGAAAAACCACAAGCAUUCCACCAACAACCCGUAUUCCCAGUUCCAGGAUGAGUACAGCUUGGAGCAGGUGAUUAACUCCCGGAAGGUGUUUGACUUCCUUACUCUGCUGCAGUGUUGCCCGACGUCAGAUGGUGCCGGAGCAGCAGUUUUGGCCAGCGAAGCCUUCGUCAGGAAACACCGUCUGGAGAAGCAGGCAGUGGAGAUUGUGGCCCAAGAGAUGGUGACUGACCUCGCCUCCACGUUUGAAGAAAACAGCUGCAUUAAGAUGGUGGGAUAUGACAUGUCUCGGUCGGCUGCCAAAAAGUGUUAUGAAGCUGCAGGUCUGAAGCCCAGUGACGUGGAUGUGGUUGAGCUGCACGACUGCUUCUCAGCCAAUGAGCUCAUCACGUAUGAGGCUCUGGGGCUCUGUCCAGAGGGUAAAGCAGGAGAGCUGAUUGACAGAGGGGACAACACGUAUGGAGGCCAGUUUGUGGUCAACCCCAGUGGAGGUCUAAUCUCUAAAGGACAUCCUCUGGGUGCCACAGGUCUGGCCCAGUGUGCAGAGCUGUGCUGGCAGCUCCGAGGGCGGGCGGACAGGAGACAGGUCCCGGGGGCUAAAGUGGCCUUGCAACACAACAUUGGCUUAGGAGGCGCUGUCGUUGUCGCUCUCUACAGGCUGGGAUUCCCUCAGGAGUCCAGUUCCCACGUAGGUGCGGUGCCCACCAGCUCAGCCAGCGGUCUGGAGGGGUUUAAAGCAUACCCUGUCUUCAAAGAGAUAGAAAAGCGUCUACAGGAGGACGGAGAGCAGCUUGUCAAGAAGAUCGGCGGAGUGUUUGCCUUUAAAGUGAAGGAUGGACCAGAUGGGAAAGAGGGGACUUGGGUUGUCGAUGUGAAAAAUGGCAAAGGUUCUGUCACCACUGACCCAGGUAAAAAGGCGGACUGCACCUUAUCCAUGAGUGACGAGGAUCUGAUGGAACUGAUGACAGGAAGGUUGAAUCCACAAACGGCCUUCUUCAAAGGGAAGCUGAAGAUCACUGGGAACAUGAGCAUCGCUAUGAAGCUGCAGAACCUGCAGGUUACUCCGGGGAAGGCCAAGCUGUGAGACCCUAAGCUGGCGUUGUGUCCUCUGAGCAGCACUUCAAGGAUUCCUCCCAUUGCACUUUGCUAAUCAACGAGGUCAAGGAAAACUUUCGUUUGAUCUUGAGAGAUCGAUAAAGUUUUAAUUCCAGCUGCUAAUUUAAAAUCAGAGCACACUCACUGCAUAGAAUAUAUAUAGUUUUAAAUAUCCUGUUAUGUUGUUAAUCUACUUAACCUAUCAUCCUAAAGUCUGAUAUCAUUUCUGAAACAUCCAUCGUCUCUAAUAUGCUUAUAUGCAACAUCAGUGCAAAUUUUGAACAUAUGUGAUGCUCCUCCAUGUUUAGUCAAAACACUUAAUGUGCCUCUGAUUUCUCUCGAUGAAAUUAAGAUUGUGGUUUGAAGCUAUUUUUGGUCUCAACCAUUUUGAUAGAUAAUAUGUAUUUAAUAUAAGUCUGUAAAUGAUAGCAAUUAUCUAAUAAAAUGAAUCUUUUUCUGACAAUAAAAA